AUGACAAUGAAAACAGAAGAUAACAUUGAAAUGGAUUGGGAUGAGCUGAGAGAAGAUUCCAAUCUUCUUGAAUUUUUUGAUAGCCAGGAAUUUGAAAUGGACGAAACUGACUCAUCAAUGGAUUGCAGUUUAGCUGGAAACGAUAGUUUCCUUGAAAAUAUUGCCAUGAAUAAUGCACAUUAA
This is a messenger RNA of Paramuricea clavata, 183 nucleotides long. The record is from the annotation of a GenBank genome assembly. NCBI's taxonomy places the organism in Eukaryota, Metazoa, Cnidaria, Anthozoa, Malacalcyonacea, Plexauridae.